Daucus carota subsp. sativus is the source of this 1649-nucleotide messenger RNA. Its product is annotated as lysine histidine transporter-like 8. Gene Ontology annotation, biological process: amino acid transmembrane transport. Gene Ontology annotation, cellular component: membrane. The record is from RefSeq and is a predicted model, not a curated record. The coding region runs from base 114 to 1577 and encodes 487 amino acids. Gene Ontology annotation, molecular function: amino acid transmembrane transporter activity. The transcript has 3 exons. NCBI's taxonomy places the organism in Eukaryota, Viridiplantae, Streptophyta, Magnoliopsida, Apiales, Apiaceae.
CACAAGGGAUUCAUAGAUUUAAAUACACAUUAAGCUCUCUCUACCUACACAGUAAUAUAUAAAACACACAAGCAACUAAGCAAGGAAGUUAUAUAUCUUAGAUUGGGAGAAAAAUGGGAGACACGGUUGAGAUAAAAAUGGAAGAGUUGGUACGAGCAAGCUCAUCAGGAAGCCAGGUUUUACCGAGGUCAGGAAGUCUAAGGAGUGAUGUAGAUCCGUGGCUUCCGACGACGGAGAACGAGACGACGGAUCAUUGGCUUCCCAUCACGGAGUCACGGGAAGGAGGUGCAUUUUCAGCUGCAUUUCUUCUUAUAUGUUCCGGCAUGGGUCUUCAAUCCUUUGUGCUACCGGUUGCACUCGUUUCUCUCGGAUGGUACUGGGGUAUUAUAUCAUUGACUAUCGGUUACGUAUGGCAGCUCUACACCAUUUGGCUGCUAGUUAAUCUUCAUGAAUCAGUGCCUCCUGGAAUUCGUUACAGCAGAUUUAUGCAUUUGUCAGUCACAGCUUUUGGAAUGAAGUUGGGAAAAUUACUUUCAUUUUUCCCGGUAAUGUACUUAGCAGGAGGAACAUGUGCACUCUUGAUUAUCAACGGAGGAAGUUGCUUGAGAAGUUUGUACCUAGAAAUGUGCGGACCGGAACACUGCGAUACCAGACCAUUAUCCGGUGCAGAAUGGUACUUAGUCUUUAUAAUCAUAGCCGUAAUUUUGUCUCAGAUCUCUCCCAACUUGAACUCUGCCGCCAAGGUAGCUGCUAUUGGAGCUUUAGCAGCCAUCAUAUAUACUACAUUGUUAGUUGUCCUUUCCCUCGUCCAGGAUCGCCCCGAAGCCAGCUCCUUAUAUAGCGUCAAACACGCACCCGAGAGACAGAAGGAUAUCUAUGGAGCUAUCAAUGCUCUUGGACUCAUUGCAUUUGCUUUUAGAGGCCACAAUGUUGUGCUUGAUAUUCAGGGAACAAUAUCAACGUCGAAGAAUCGACCAUCAAAAGUACCCAUGAAGAAGGGAGUAGCCAUUUCAUAUCUAGUGAUUGCAGCUUGUUUCUAUCCCCUUGCAAUAGCUGGGUACUGGAGUUAUGGUAACAAGUUAAACAUGAGCGAUAACAUGCCUUUGUUAAGGUCGUUUAUGGAUUAUCACCGCGACAACAUGCCAAAAUCUGUGAGGGCUAUAAUCUACCUAUUAGUGGUGAUACAUUUCCUAAGCGCAUUCCAAAUCUAUGGUAUGGUAGUAUGGGACAACUUGGAGCGAAUCUAUGUCACCAAGAAUAACCGGAGAUGCCCCAAGUGGCUCCGAGGAGCCAUCCGAGUACUGUUUGGAGGAUUCGUGUAUUUCGUGGCAGUGGCUCUUCCAUUCUUAGGCGUCUUCUCAGCUUUGCUCGGAGGAAUAACAACAGUGCCUAUAACAUUUGUAUACCCUUGUGUGAUGUGGAUCAUCAUCAGGAAUCCUCGACGAACAAGUCCAAUGUGGUACCUCAACGUGGGAAUUGCAUUGUUGGGUAUAGUUUUCAUUGUCUUGGUAGAAAUAGCAGCUAUCAGAACUUUAGUUGUCUAUGGCCUCAAGGCUAGUUUCUUCCAUCCUAAAUAACAGAGCCACCUGCAUUAAGAAUUUUUAUCCACAGGGACGAAGUUACAGUUUAACUGGCUUUCAUUUUGCCUA